Molecule: messenger RNA, 228 nt
Organism: Bipolaris zeicola 26-R-13
Lineage: Eukaryota; Fungi; Ascomycota; Dothideomycetes; Pleosporales; Pleosporaceae
Exons: 1
Coding region: 1-228 (75 amino acids)
Source: RefSeq, a predicted model, not a curated record
AUGUUAGAUUUGGAAUGUAAUAAUCAAACUAUCAAACUAAGACAAAAAAACACGCCUCAAAGUAAGAAUGAAAAGAAAAGGAUAGUUAGUUUUAAUUAUUUCAAUUACAAGAUCAUAUCUUCCCCCCCCCCCCCCCCUGCCUACACAUCUAUGUUUUCCGAUUCACCUAACCGAAUUAGUGAUCCGAGAGUGCGUAUAAUAUUCUUCAAUAACCCCCCCUCCCCCUAA